UACACUAAAUCCUCUUUUCAGGAGAUUUUGAAUAUCUUGUUCCUGAAAUGAUGAAAUACUGGAAAAACGAAAAAGGGGCAGCAAAUGGAACUGUUACUAAGAUCAUUGGGGAGAAAAAUUUGAAAUCCACUUGCAGGGGGCCUGCGUAUUCUUUUCGAGAUCUCGACCAGCACCAACGUUACGAGCUUCGCCAACUUGGAAGCAAGUUCGCUGAAAGAGUAUAUUAUGAAGCAAAGGAUAUUGCCAACACCUCUGCCUGUAUGAAGUACUAUUCCACCAUCCACUCCUUUCGUCACUGUUGCGGCAUUUGCUGUUGCGGCACAAUAUUCUGCAUUUUGCUGAUGCUGCUAAUUAUCUGCAUAAUGGUAGCAUCAGAUAGGAAAAUGUUGAAUAGUGACUUUCUUUCAGCUCUUGUUCUAGUCAUACCUCUCCUCGGAGCAGGUUUGGUCUAUGUUGCACAUGUGCAGAUGUUAAAGAGAUUGAAAGCUCGAAUACAAGCAUAUUCCCUGAGGCAUGUUUUAAGAACCAAUAUCCUCAUCAACUAUGAAUCAAGCCGCUGGAGACCGACCUUGGAGGUCAUGUUUUAUGACUUACAACCAUGUAUGAAUUACCUAUGUGACAUCAUUUACGGGUCACGUGACGGUGGUGAAGCUGUCCCGGACAGAGACAGAGAGUUUCAGGAUAGAGCACGAAACACUGGAAAACACCAAUUACUCUCUUGCAUUGAAAGGAAUUAUGACGAUCUAUUUGGGGACAGAUUUGAAACAAGUGUCAUAAACAGGCAUCCCACAUUACACAAGAAGAAAUGCAUCUGCGAAAUGCUAGAAAAAGAGGUGUUGCAAAUGUGUCAAAACCAAAUAUGAACCCAAUUUAUGUAUGAUUCUGGUGACCACUUGUCUCAAGUAGACACAAAUCUUCAUGUCAUCAAUAUUAUUUUAUUACCGUCACCUUAUUUGACAGUUCUGCAACAAAGCUGGCACAAUCAAAAAUUGGCAAAAAAUCCACAAGAGUGCCCUUAGAUUUGAUUGUGUGAUGGUGAUUGUAACAGCUCACUUCCCAGUCGAUUAUCUAUGUCUGGUUCUACUUUUCUUCAUAUAAAUCGUUAAAGGACAUGACUCGGGAAGUAAUUGAACAUCAUAUCACCAAGCUACAUUCAAAACUUAAUAACCUUAAAACAAACCACCUAUUCCCUCAGGCAGGCAGUAUUAAAACGACGGAGAUCCCCCGGGUUAAAUCAUCAAAGUUCGGGUUAAAGUCAUUUGCAUAUAAGGCUUCUCGGGUCUGGAAUUGUCUGCCGAAUGAGUUCCGAAAAUCAUAAUCAUACAAAGAUUUCUGCAGACUGCUCCAGAAUACGAAAGCCUAAUGGUGCCACUUUUGUUGCAUGUAUAUUUGUUUUAAAUUGAAAUUUCUCGUUAUUUCAAGAAUUUGUACAUUUUCUAGAAAUUUCGAGUUUUUUUCUU
This is a messenger RNA of Haliotis rufescens (red abalone), 1460 nucleotides long. RefSeq lists its product as uncharacterized. Lineage: Eukaryota; Metazoa; Mollusca; Gastropoda; Lepetellida; Haliotidae. The coding region runs from base 48 to 863 and encodes 271 amino acids. The record is from RefSeq and is a predicted model, not a curated record. The transcript has 7 exons.